AUUUUCAUAAUAAUAUUUUUAGUAUCAAACACAAAUAUGAGACUGCCAGAUCCUAGUAAUAAUGGAGGAGGGUUAGGAGCCAAAAGAAUUCCUGCAAAUAUCACAAGUGACCCUUUCAGUGAUCCAAAGAUUGCCACAGGUGCUCGUGGGAAUAACCAGAAUAACUUCAACCCCUUUAAUGAGUUUGCUUCGAAUGAAGUUGUUCAAAAUAUGGCAGGGAAUUUGAUCAAAGAUCAAGUGUCUAAGCAGGCAGAGAACUACAGAGGCAUCUUUACAUUUGACUUGAUCCGGCCUUACUUCAAUGUAGAUAAUACUUACAUUUAUUCCAAGUUCAAGCUUAUAUUUUUACCAUUCCUUGAAAAAGGUGACUGGAAAUCCGAGGGUGAAGAGAAGUACAUGAGCUCCAACAUGGAAUACGAAGAUUUUAAGACUGAUAAUUCCAAAAUCGAUCCUUUUGGAGUUGAUCUUUAUCUACCAUUAAUGGCUUUGGUCACCUUCACACAAGUAGUGGGAUUCUACCAUGGAGCAUUGGAUAUGUUCGAUCCUGAACUACUAGAGUAUUUAAUUGGAAAAUGACUGUUUGUGUGGCUCAGUGAAACUAUAAUGAUCAAACUCUUCUUAAUGUGUCAGAAUGUCCCUUAUGCCCCAUUUAUGGAAAUCUUAUGAAUCUGAGGGUAUAAGUUCGUAACUCUCUCAGUGUGCUCAAUCAUGAUGAUUAUUGGAGGAAGAUGGCUGUAUUAUAGCUCUCUACUGAUACUUGGAUCUAGUUUGAGUAUAUUCAUGAUCAAAACUUUAAAAAGGUAUACUCACUUUAGUGGUGGAAAUUACAUAGGGCAGUCAAACAUCAGUAAGGCAACUAUUCUGUACAUUUUGGGUGGAAUCCAGAUUCCUCUGUUAUUGAUUCUAAACAUGUAAG
This is a messenger RNA of Moneuplotes crassus, 916 nucleotides long. The record is from the annotation of a GenBank genome assembly. NCBI's taxonomy places the organism in Eukaryota, Ciliophora, Spirotrichea, Euplotida, Euplotidae.